This is a messenger RNA of Centropristis striata (black sea bass), 2049 nucleotides long. RefSeq names its product inhibitor of growth family, member 5a (gene ing5a). Gene Ontology annotation, cellular component: nucleus. NCBI's taxonomy places the organism in Eukaryota, Metazoa, Chordata, Actinopteri, Perciformes, Serranidae. The record is from RefSeq and is a predicted model, not a curated record. The coding region runs from base 376 to 1101 and encodes 241 amino acids. Gene Ontology annotation, biological process: regulation of DNA-templated transcription. The transcript has 8 exons.
CGCAUCCUCAUUGCCCCGUUCAGUCUCUUUGGAGAGGGAGGCGUUUGUUUUGAAUGACGUCACCCACCAGCUGACUGUUGGAAAGUGAACCGCAGCAGCAAGGGGCGGGCAUUCGUUCACACAAACUCACACAGGCAGAAAAAGUUGUCUCCUCCUGUGUUGCAGCUCCCGAGAGUGCAUGGUGUCGUGGAGGGAAACUGAUUCUGCGUGACUGCAGCAGAGAGCGUCGUUUCAUUUUAAGCUACCGCCCAGAGACUGCAGGCUGCACCUCCGAGCCAUCGACCGACGGGCGACCCGGGGUGAUUAAACAAGCCCCCACAACUCUCCGGCCAACAGUUUGAGAGCUAACAGAAGGAGCUAAUCGGCUAACCCGAAAUGGCGACGGCUAUAUACUUGGAACAUUACCUUGACAGUAUUGAAAACCUUCCAUGUGAGCUGCAGAGAAACUUCACUUUGAUGCGGGACCUGGACAAUAGGACUGAAGAAAAGAAAGGAGAGAUCGACAAACUGGCUGAAGAGUACAUAGCGAAGGUGAAGAACCUGGCCUCAGAGCAGAGAGUGGAACACCUGCAGAAGAUCCAGAACGCCUACAGCAAGUGCAAAGAGUUCAGCGACGACAAAGUCCAGCUCGCCAUGCAGACGUACGAAAUGGUGGACAAACACAUCCGCAGGCUGGACGCAGAUCUGGCGCGGUUUGAGAACGAGCUGAAGGAGAAACUGGAAGUGAGCGGCUACGAAAGCACAGAGGGAAGAGCGGUGAAAAAGGGAGAGGCCCGGGGGCUGAGAGACAAGCGAGCCUCCAGAGGAAGAGCAAGGAAAGGUUCUGAUGAAGAUUCUCCCAAAAAGAAAAAGAUAAAGAACAGCCCAGACUUGAGUGACGCUCUGCUGCCGAUGCAGCCAUCAGACGUCUUGGACAUGCCGGUCGACCCCAAUGAGCCGACAUACUGCCUCUGCCACCAGGUGUCAUAUGGAGAAAUGAUUGGAUGUGAUAAUCCAGAUUGUCCGAUCGAAUGGUUCCACUUUGCUUGUGUUGAUCUCACCUCGAAACCCAAAGGAAAAUGGUUUUGUCCGAGGUGUACCCAAGACAAGAAGAAGAAAUGAGAUUUCUUACCAUCAGAAAUACCUUACUAAUAAUGUAUGUAUUUUGGAUGUAGUUUAAUAGUGUAAUAUAUAUUUCAGUUCCUAUAACUCUCCAUAUACAUGUCGGGUCAUACAGCUUUCUUUAAAGGCCUAAUCCAGAUUUUGAGUAUCACCGUUAUCUCCCCGAUUACCGAUCAGAAAGUCCUUCCUUUCAAGUCAUAGUGUAUAUAUUGUCAUUACUAAUAGAAAUCUUGGAUUGUGGCUUUAGCAUACUUGAAAUAUCAAUUUUAUAAAGAACUAUUUUUUAAACGAAUGAAAAGCCUGCUGAGAAUUUACAAUUUCAAACACCUUAAAUCCUUAAAACCAAGUUUUGCUGGUAAAAGGAAUGAUGUGUCAGACUUUCAGUUACCUACCUCCUUAGGGAAAUACAUCAGCACUGCAUACAUGACUGCAAUGAUACCAGUGUAAAAUUAAUGUUUAGAUUAUCUUAAACCAAACAAGCAAAGCAAUGUAAACUCAUUGAUUAUUUUCAACAACAACGAAAAAGCGACAUUUUUGAAUGUAUUGUGGUACUAAAGGUCAGUCAGUCAGUGUCUCUCUGAAUGAGGUAUUUACGCACUUUGAAUGAAAUUUUCCCCUCAAGAGGUUUGAUACUGCAGGCGUGGUUUUAUGAUAUAGUUUAUCUCCUUUAAAACUUUGCCAUCGCUUUUAUGGAAAUAUAUACGUAUAUAUAUAUGUUUUGUAUGAUAACAAUAUUUUGUGGAGUUUGUUUUUUUCCAAAGAUAUAUAUGUUGUAUUGCUUAUUACUUAUUGGUGUACGCUCAAAUUUUAUUUAAUAGGAUUUUAGAAUCUUCUUUCAUACUCGACUGUGAAUAUCACUCACCUAGGUGUAAGCCACAAAUAAAAAGAGCCAAAGUCUUUGUAUUUUGUAAAAUUCAGUAUUUUAUAACAAAUAAAUAUUCACUAUUA